AUGGCUCCAAAUGGUCAUUUUUUUGCCUUUUUCGGCAGUACUGGUGUUGGUCCUGUAGCAGCUGGCUGGUGGUGGAUGGAAGUUGAUUUAUCAGAUUCAUGCUCCGCGUCAUUUGGCUCAUUAGUUGCCGAUGGUAGCGCUACACACCAUGCGUACUACAUCGGCGGUAUCGCUUAUGUUCCGGGUGGAGGAAAUUAUUUCUAUGGUUGGGCAAGCGCUCCUACUUCUGAUAAUGGUGCUGGACCGUGGACAGAGACAUUAUUGAGCCCUAAGGUCGACACGCUGAGGGAGGCGUUUAGCUCGCCUCCCAAGAGCUGCGGCAAAUCCUUUCACAUCUUCACCAUCUAUCAGCUCGUUCGCAAGUUCUACGACAGGGAGAUUAAGACAUGGGCCGAGCUGAUAACCACACUCGGCGUCGAGGCCCCCGACCCGACAAAGGACGAAAGCUCGCAAAAGGUAGCUCAGUACGGCAUAAACUCGAUGCACGUCAAGAGCUUUUUUAAGUAUCUCAUGGACAUACCCAACGACUACUGGACGAACAUCCCCACCGACGCCGACCCGACGGCGAUCCGUGUUCGCGACGGCGUCGCCAUUGAGGACGACAUGGCCCUGCGAUCCAUCCUACCGCAGAUACGGCCAAAGAGAGGCUGUAGGUCGGCCGAGGAAGAGGCGGCGGUGAAGGCUUUGGCGAAGAGGAGGCGAUUAAUGGCUUCGUCCGCCGCCGGCAACCAGUAUCCAGCGGCACAGCCGUCGUGGCCGGCAGAUGCUGGCGGCCGUGCCUUUGCGUUGCCAGGUCCGGACAUGCCGCACCGCGUCGACUACGACAGCCUGUACCCGGUACCGCCGAGCAUCGGUCAGAGGCCUGCAUCGGCCGUAACGCCGACGCCGAACGAUGCCGGCCUGGGGGGCAACAGUCCCUAUAUAAAUAGUGCCAAUAGGGUCAAUGGAGCGAAUGGAGUCAAUGGUGCCAGUGGUCUCUACACAAAUAGCCACUGUGACACCUACGCAAACGGGGGUCAAACGGCCAUCAUAAUACCCAUACCAACCGAGAACACAAAGCCUCACGAGAUCGGCAUCGAUGCCCCCCCAAGUGCCCAAAGGCCGUUUCAGCCCGUUGCUAUCUGCGGUAUGGCAUGUCGACUACCCGGAGGCAUCCACUCCCCCUCGGAGCUCUGGUCUUUUCUUCACGCCGGCAAGGACGCCCGAGGUCCCGUACCGCCCACUCGCUACAAUAUCUCGACCUAUAACUCGCCGGACAAGAAGCCCGGCAGUAUCAUCGCCCGUUCUACCAACGACCUGGCCGCGUUAGCUACGUCCUUCUCCAUACCACGAACCGAAGUCGAGACGCUUGACCCCCAGUAG
Molecule: messenger RNA, 1362 nt
Organism: Drechmeria coniospora
Lineage: Eukaryota; Fungi; Ascomycota; Sordariomycetes; Hypocreales; Ophiocordycipitaceae
Exons: 3
Coding region: 1-1362 (453 amino acids)
Molecular function (GO): DNA replication origin binding; acyltransferase activity
Source: RefSeq, a predicted model, not a curated record